Vitrella brassicaformis is the source of this 2416-nucleotide messenger RNA. NCBI's taxonomy places the organism in Eukaryota, Vitrellaceae. The record is from the annotation of a GenBank genome assembly.
CAGACACACAGACGUUCGCAAUGAUGAGUGAAUGAAUGGUUGAGUCCGUGUACACGAAUGUCCAACAGUCGCACUCUCUCCUGUGCCACGCGCCAAGAGCGAUGGGCAGCAGGAAGCAUGAGCUAACAUGCUUCCCACUGGUCAUCGCCGUGACUGCGCAACAGGGAAGAGCACCGACGGCUACGAAGACAUACCCGCACUCUCACACGCUCGUCCGUUCGUGGGCCUGCCUGCUGCUAGUCUGCAUCUGGAGAGCUAGCUGCCUACACUGCACAAGACUGUAGCUGGCGUGCGGUGAGCGGUCUUUCUCUCGCGCACGAGCCCUCUCUACGGACGCAUUGAUCACGCAUCUAUACCCUUCCUUCAUUGUACUGUACUCAUCAAAAUCGACCCGCCACGCACCACCACUUACCCACUUACCCACCUCUGGAUAAAAAUCAAAACGGCCAGAGGUGUGCUUACACAGUUUAGUCACACACAGACGUACAGACAGGAAUGUAGAUACGGCAAGGCUAUGUACACUCGACUCACGUACGUACGGACCCACACCGGCAGCCCAGACAGACAGAGGCGGCCGACCGACGGACCGAGCGACCGACACGUGAACCUCUCAAACACUCUCCCCCUCCCCCGCCCCCCCCUGCCUUCUCUCUCUGUACACACCACGCACAUCCAUGCAUGCACACAUGUACGUAUCUAUCUACCUGUCUUCCUCGCUCAUUCCCACGUCUGCGACUCGAUCUUGGGCCCUCUCGCCCUCUCGCCCGCCACCCCAUCCAACACGCCAGCACCAGCACCACUGCCCCCGCCAUUAAUGACGCGAGCCGGUUGCUCGGUCUCGGUGGGGUUGUAGGGCUCGUGUGGCUCCAGAGCUGACUCGUUCCUCAGGGCGUAGAAGGCCAUGCACGCGUGCGGCGAUGACGUCACGCUCACAGAUGCGUGCAACGCCUGGUGGUGGUGAUGGAGAAUAGAGAGGAAAGAACAGAUUGCAUACGCCUCAGAUAUGUGUGUGUGUGGUGCUGGCUGACCUCCAGGUGUGCGUGGGCGGUUUUGUUAUUGCACAUGAUGAGCGUGGGGAUGUCGUCACAAUAAUCGUCACGCACCUGACACAAAGCACAGGAAACAAACGGCAUUUGAUCGACCUGCGCGCCCACGUGUGAAUCUGGACAUCCACACCUUCUGCGCCAGCAGGCCCCCGGCUUUCGUGUUUCGAUGCCCGUCGGCCUCCAUGCUGCAGGCGGCACAGACAACCGACCACGACACACACAUCCACACACACACGGCAGAGCCGAUAUACAUUGUCAUCCAUCGUGCCUCCCUCCCCACGCAUUGACGGACAUGAUCUGGUCGGUGAUGAUGUGCAGUGAGGGGCAGCAGAGCAGCGGCACCUGCACCUCCAUCUCACCAAACCGGUAAGUGGCCCCAGACUCCAACGCAUUCAACGCCAGACGGGGAGACGUCUUGACACUCACCUGCACCAAUCACCCCAUCCAAACGCAGAUCAGAUUGAUACUCAAUCAACAUGUGGAUGUGUGUGCAGUGCAGUGCACACUGACCUGCCAGCCCUGGUCGCACGCGUCGUUCAGCAACUCGAGCACCGCUCCCGAUGGACAGUCGCAGCACCACACGAGCUGUGGACUCGACGAGGCGUACCACACCAGCCGGAAUUUGUCAACCCACGUCAGGUGGUCGCCCACCCGCCGAUGCCGCUCCCACACCGCCGGCACCACACACUCGGCGUCUCCCACAGACACCGUCCGCGACGUGGCACGCGUCGAGGUCCUGUCGUCUUCUUCACCAAUCAUGCCAUCCAACUCUGCACAAUCGCGUGGCUCCUCCGGCCCGUCGGAGGCCGCGUCGAGCGUCUCGAUGGUCGGGGCGGGCUGUGGCCUGGCGAGGCGCAGCGGAUGGCGGUUCUCGCGUAAUGGGUGCGUGACGGACGUGCCGUUGGCCUGCAGUGUGGAUGGGCCGUACAGAGGGAGGCUCCGUAGAGUCGGCAAAGAUGCCAGAAGGCCUGCAACAGAGAGAGACAUUGAUGUGCCUUAAGCAUGUCCACAGAUGGCGGCAAGAUCUGGUCUGGGCGCGAUUGGCCGAAUGUACCUCUGUUCAUCAAUCUGCGCCAGAACGUCUCAGACAGGAAGCGCCGCCCAAACCGGUUGCGGCGCACCAACACAGGCCACAUGUCCAUCUGACAAACAAACAAACAAACACACACACACACAGAAUUGCCAAUGCACACAUGCUGUCUGUCAUCGCUCGGCGAGUGUUGGCGCACCUCUGCUGUGAGUGAGAGGCCCGUGUUGCUGGUCUGCAUAAGGACGAAGAGGUCCUUGGCGCAGAGGAACGCCAGCAGCUCGGUGAACAGGGCAUCUGGCACGUGCAGGAUGCGGUCGGAUGGACCCGCUGACGAGCCCAU